AUGUCACUUUUCAAGAAAGAAGUCGAUCGAUUGACAAAUGCGGGUAUUUGGAAACCUGUGAAGUUUUCCCAAUGGGCUUCGCCUAUUGUACUAGCGCCAAAAGCUGAUGGUUCCAUAAGAAUUUGUGGAGAUUUUAAACAAGCAGUCAAUGCGCAAAUUGACAUUGAACAAUAUCCUUUGCCCAUACGCGAAAGUCUUUUCCAUAAAAUUAAUUGCGGUCAACAUUUUACAAAAAUCGACCUUAAGGACGCGUAUUUACAAAUGGAACUCGACGAUGAAGCAAAAACAAUAAUGGUUGUCAACACUCCACUUGGGUUAUUCCAAUACCAACGUUUACCGUUUGGGAUUGCAAGCGCUCCAGCUAUAUUCCAAAGAUAUCUUGAGCAGUUACUUCAAGGCGUAGAAGGUUGCGGAAAUUAUCUCGAUGACAUCAUCAUCUCCGCACCUACAUUUCAACAACACAUCAGCCGCCUAGAACAAUAUCUCGGGCGUCAAAUUAGUGCAAAAGGUAUAUUGCCAGAUGAGUCAGGACUAAAAGCAGUAAAAAACCUGCAGCCGCCUAAAGAUCUAAAGCAAGCAGAAGCAUUCAUGGGUAAGGUAAACUAUUACCAUAAUUUUAUACCUAAUUUUUCGCAAUUAUCCGCGCCAAUCAACAUGCUGCGCCGAAAAAAUGUAAAAUUCACAUGGGGUACAGCACAACAACAAGCAUUUACAGCUCUUAAAACGCAUAUUCUCAAUGCAGCGCAAUUAGCACAUUAUCAGGAAGAUUUACCGUUGGUUCUAGCUACAGAUGCCUCCUCCUAUGGCAUAGGAGUCGUGCUCUCGCAUACGUACGUUGACGGUACAGAAAGGCCUAUUGCUUUUGCAUCUAAAACUCUCGACAUUCAUCAACGACGAUAUAGUCAGAUAGAGAAGGAAGGGCUAGCUAUCGUUUUUGGAGUCAAGCGUUUCCAUCAAUAUUUAUACGGAAGAAGAUUCACCUUGGUUACUGACCACAAACCUCUUGUUAGCAUUUUUAAUCCAAUUCAGCAGUUGCCGUCGAUGACGUCACAUCGUUUACAGCGAUGGGCUAUUAUACUAAUGGCUUAUCAGUAUGAUGUUCGGUAUCGUAAAACUACUGAGCAUGGAAAUGCCGAUGCUUUAUCUCGUUUACCUGUUGGUGAAGACAAAACUUUUGAUCAUGAAGAAUCCUGUUUCAACAUCAAUGAACUUAACACACCUAUCGACGCUGAAAUAAUUCGUCAGCAUGCCAAAAAUGACCCAAUUCUUCGCCGAGUUUAUUUUCUCGUUACAAACGGUUGGCCUGAAAAGCUAAUGCCUCAAGAUACGGAGUACAACCGGGUUGUCAUUCCAGCCUCCCUUAAGCAGAAAAUUCUUAAACUUCUUCAUGAUGGUCAUUGGGGAGUAUCGAGAAUGAAACAGCUAGCUCGACAACAUGUCUGGUGGACUAAUAUUGACAAAGACAUCGCACAAUUAACUGAAAAUUGUGAUGUGUGCAAAAUUGCAAAUCCUGUUCACGCACGUGAAUACUUAAGCUGGCCUGAAGCUGAUCGACCUUGGGAGAGAGUACAUAUCGACUUUGCUGGUUCAUUUUGUAAUUCAAUGUGGCUAAUUUGUGUCGACGCUUUCUCACAAUUUCCGUUCGUUGUACAACUAUCUACAACAACAACGGUUGACACCAUAUCAGCAUUGUCUUCUAUAUUUUCUCUGGAAGGUAUACCAGAAACCAUCGUAAGUGACAAUGGUCCGCAAUUUACAGCUGAAGCAUUCAAACAUUUUUGCUCAAAACUUGGCAUCAAACAUAUAACAACAGCGCCGUUUCAUCCAGCCUCAAACGGGUUAGCCGAACGAUUCGUCAGAUCUUUUAAAACUGCUGUUCAGAAAAACAUUGACGAUGGAUUGUCUCUCAAAUUCGCUGUAUCAAAAUAUCUUGCAACAUAUCGUGCAAUGCCGAAUGCUGAAGGUAAAUCACCUGCAGAACUUUUACAUGGAAGGCCUGUUCGUACCUUGUUGAGUCAACUGUUUGAAUCGCCUAGAAAGCACCUUGAAGCUUCGAAACGGAAAAUGAAAUUUAGUCUAAAGCAACCCGUCUUCGCUCGAAACUACGCAAGAGGGGAAAAAUGGAUAAAAGGAGUUAUUGUGAAACAACUUGGUAAAAUGGUUUACCGAGUGAACACAUCUUUUGGUUACAUCAAACGUCAUGUUAAUCAGCUUAAAACUAGAAGUAGCUCUGACCUCUCUUCACAACCAAUUUUUGAAUUCGCUUCAAAUUUCAUCAAUGCCACACCGCCUUCAUCUAGCCAAUCAACAUUAAUGCCUAGUGAAGAACGUUCUACCGAAGUAGUUCAACUUCGAAAAAGUGGUCGUAUUCGGAAGGAUGUAAUUCGAUUUGAAUCCGACGAUUUCAGGAAAACUUAA
Molecule: messenger RNA, 2418 nt
Organism: Teleopsis dalmanni
Lineage: Eukaryota; Metazoa; Arthropoda; Insecta; Diptera; Diopsidae
Exons: 3
Coding region: 1-2418 (805 amino acids)
Biological process (GO): DNA integration
Molecular function (GO): nucleic acid binding
Source: RefSeq, a predicted model, not a curated record